UGUACAGGCAGAAUGUCAGGGAGCAACCAACAACAGGACCUGGUGCUCAUUAAAGAACUGGAGCUCAUCUUGGAUUCCUGCUCACUGGAGCUCACACCAGUGGAUGAAGUCUGGCCAAACUUAUACAUUGGAAAUGUGGGUGUAGCACAAAAUAGAAAGACAUUACAUAAGCUUAGCAUCACUUAUGUCCUGAAUGCAGCGCACUCCAAGCAGGGAAGCAUCGGAGACCAGAGUUUUUAUGGAAACACAUGUGUUUACUUUGGCAUCCCAGCAGAAGAUUCAGACAACUUUAACCUCAGUCAGUACUUCAAAUCUGCAGCUGACUUUAUACAUAAAGGCCUCAAGAGUAAAGAUGGAAAAGUGCUGGUGCACUGCAUCAUGGGCAUGAGUCGAUCGGCCAGUUUGGUUCUAGCUUACCUCAUGUUGAGGCAGCGUCUCUCCCUGAGAGAUGCUCUGAGGCACGUUGUCCAAAAACGAGCCAUUUACCCCAACCGGAAUUUCCUGUCCCUCCUCCUAAAGCUGGAUGAACAGCUGGCACUAAAAAGGAGGUUGUGUCCUGUUCUCUGACAUACUGAUGCUGUUUCAUUAGAAAUUAUUUACCUCAUCGACUUUCCAUUUUGUCACACUUCAAUAUAAUUACUGUCAACAAUUAUGAAUAAUGUUUUGUUAUUAUAAUGUGUAAGAUAUAGUUUGAGUUGUGAGUCAAUAAACUGACUCUUUAAUUCCAUAUUAUAGGGCCAUUUCAAGUUUAUCAUCUGAAUACAUGAGCAGUUCUCGUGUUAUGUUGUUUCACCUUGUGAGUGCAAAUGUUUUUAGCUCUCUGUUUGUAAGUUCAGAUAUUAAAUACUCCAACAGUAAUACCCCAAAUAGUUAACAACAGUCAGCCCAAAUCAGCCAACUGGAUUGUCGGCAACAGAUUUAAAAAAAAAAAAAAUUUAAAUGCAAAUUAAUUUUUAUUU
Messenger RNA from Melanotaenia boesemani (Boeseman's rainbowfish), 959 nucleotides. Its product is annotated as dual specificity protein phosphatase 13-like. The transcript is spliced from 3 exons. Lineage: Eukaryota; Metazoa; Chordata; Actinopteri; Atheriniformes; Melanotaeniidae. Gene Ontology annotation, molecular function: MAP kinase phosphatase activity; protein tyrosine/serine/threonine phosphatase activity. Gene Ontology annotation, biological process: negative regulation of MAPK cascade; protein dephosphorylation. Gene Ontology annotation, cellular component: cytoplasm. The record is from RefSeq and is a predicted model, not a curated record. Bases 13 to 567 code for a protein of 184 amino acids.